Messenger RNA from Chroicocephalus ridibundus (black-headed gull), 3649 nucleotides. It is a transcript of the gene CACNB1, whose product is annotated as calcium voltage-gated channel auxiliary subunit beta 1. Gene Ontology annotation, biological process: calcium ion transmembrane transport. Bases 150 to 2003 code for a protein of 617 amino acids. The record is from RefSeq and is a predicted model, not a curated record. The transcript is spliced from 14 exons. Lineage: Eukaryota; Metazoa; Chordata; Aves; Charadriiformes; Laridae. Gene Ontology annotation, molecular function: voltage-gated calcium channel activity; protein binding. Gene Ontology annotation, cellular component: voltage-gated calcium channel complex.
CUGCACGCCGGGGCCGCCGUCACCGCGGGGGCCGGUACGGCGGAGGCCAGGCCUGGGCUCCAUCGUCAUCGUCAUCGUCUUGUCCCUCUCGGGGGGUGUGUGUGCGUCCCCCCACCCCACCCCAAAACCCGCCGACCCCGGCGAGCUCCAUGGUGCGGGAAGGCGGCAUGGCCCGUACCCCUUACAGCUCCACGCAGGACAUCCAGAUGGACGUCUUUGACAACGCCACCCUCCAGGGCAAGUACAGCAAGCGCAAGAGCCGCUUCAAGCGCUCGGAUGGCAGCACCUCGUCUGACACCACCUCCAACAGCUUCGUCCGGCAGGGCUCGGCGGAAUCCUACACCAGCCGCCCCUCGGACUCGGAUGUGUCGCUGGAGGAGGACCGGGAAGCGCUGCGCAAAGAGGCCGAGCGCCAGGCCAUGGCGCAGCUGGAGAAAGCCAAGACGAAGCCGGUGGCGUUUGCCGUGCGGACGAACGUCGGCUACAACCCAUCCGCCAGCGACGACAUGCCGGUGCAGGGCAUGGCCAUCUGCUUCGAGCCCAAAGACUUCCUGCACAUCAAGGAGAAGUACAACAACGACUGGUGGAUCGGGCGGCUGGUGAAGGAGGGCUGCGAGGUGGGCUUCAUCCCCAGCCCCGUCAAGCUGGAGAACAUGCGGCUGCUGCAGGAGCAGAAGAUGAGGCAGAACCGCCUGAGCUCGAGCAAAUCGGGGGACAACUCCAGCUCCAGCCUGGGCGAUGUGGUGACGGGGACCCGCCGGCCCACCCCCCCGGCCAGCGGUGCCCUGGACAUGCCUAGCUUUGCCUUUGACCCCGAUGAGUUAGAGGAGGAGGAGGCCAUGGAGACCCACCGCUCCCCUAAGAGUAGCGUGAGCAGUGUCACCACCCCCCCCGCCCACAACAAGCGCAUCCCCUUCUUUAGGAAGGCCGAGCACGUGCCCCCGUACGACGUGGUGCCCUCCAUGCGGCCCAUCAUCCUGGUGGGGCCGUCGCUGAAGGGCUACGAGGUCACGGACAUGAUGCAGAAAGCCCUCUUUGACUUCUUGAAGCAUCGCUUUGACGGCAGGAUCUCCAUCACGCGGGUGACGGCCGACAUCUCCCUGGCCAAGCGCUCCGUCCUGAACAACCCCAGCAAGCACACCAUCAUCGAGCGCUCCAGCACGCGCUCCAGCCUGGCCGAGGUCCAGAGCGAGACCGAGCGCAUCUUCGAGCUGGCCCGGACGCUGCAGCUGGUGGCCUUGGACGCCGACACCAUCAACCACCCGGCCCAGCUGGCCAAGACGUCCCUGGCCCCCAUCAUCGUCUACAUCAAAAUCACCUCCCCCAAGGUGCUGCAGCGGCUGGUGAAGUCCCGGGGCAAGUCCCAGGCCAAGCACCUCAACGUGCAGAUGGUGGCAUCCGACAAGCUGGCCCAGUGCCCGCCCGAGAUGUUCGACAUCGUGCUGGAUGAGAACCAGCUGGAGGAGGCCUGCGAGCACCUGGCCGAGUACCUGGAGGCCUACUGGAAGGCGACGCACCCCCCCAGCAGCAACCCCCCCAACCCGCUGCUGAACCGCACCAUGGCCACGGCCGCCCUGGCCGCCAGCCCCGCGCCCGUCUCCAACCUCCAGGGUCCGUACCUCGUGCCCGGGGAGCCGCCGCGCGAGGGGGAGCCCGGCCACCUCCGGCAGGGCCCGGGCGAGGUGGGGGGCCACGGGCAGGGUCGCCCCCCCCCGCCACCCGCCCGGCCGGCCCCCCGCAGCCUGUCCCGCCAGGACACCUUUGACUCGGAGACCCCGGGCAGCCGGGAUUCGGCCGGCACGGAGCCCGGCGAUUCCUGCUGCAUGGACAUCGAGACGGACCCCGGCGAUGAGGAGCCGUCGGGUCCCCCCCGUGCCGGACCCCGUGGCCCCCCCGGCCACCAGCACCGAGCCAAGGGCCAGGACCGCUAUGGCCCCGACCCGCCGGAGACCCUCGAGCAGAGCGACGUGGAGGGCUGGGGCCAGGACGUUUACAUCCGUUAGGGUGAGGGGGUGCAGGCAGGGGAUGCCCCCCCCCCUCCCAGCACUGGCUUUGGGGUGGGGGACACCCCCACCGGUUGCCUUUGUGCCCCCCCGGAGCGUGGCCAACCGUGCCGUGGGGAGCCCCCGCUUCGCCCCAUGGGCUCCCCCUGCCCCGCUCCUCGGUGUGUGUGGGGGGUCUUCCCCCUCCAACUGCUGCAGCCACCCCCCCCCAAGCAUCUCACGGUGCCUCGGGCCCUCCCCGCCCCACAGGGAGAGCAAGUGACCAAAGGGGACCCCGGGGGCUCUGCCCGCAGCCGGGGUGGCCCCGUCCCCCGGGCACAGGGUUUGGGGGGGGCCACAUGCCCACCCAGCCCUCGCCUGCUGGCUGCCCCCCCCCCGGCCCGGGUGCCCCCGCUUCUCCAUGGUGCUGUUUGCCACCCGGCUGCAGGGGGACCCCUGAGCUGGUGGUGGCAGUUGAGGCGGGGGGGGGGGUCCCUGCCAGCGGUCCGUCCCCCGCACCCGCGCCCCCAGCCAGUGCCUGCAGCCCGGCACUGCACCCCUGCAGGGCUGCGACCCACAGCCCCCCCCAGCAUCGGGGGGUUGGGGGGGGGGGUGUGUGCAUGCGUGUGCGGUGUUUGCAGGGCUUCGGGGUGCUCCAGGCUGUUCCCCCCCCCAGCCCCGGGGUGCUGCCUGCCCGGGGUGGGGGGGCAGUUUGCAUGUGUUUGCCUUGGAGGGGCUCUGCCUGGAUUUGGGGGGGGGGGCGGAAUCUGAGCCAGUUUUGGGGGGGGUCUAACACGUGCUAACAGCUGCCCAGCCCUGGCCUGCCGCAGCCGUGGCAGCACCCAGAGGGUCCCUCUGCCCUGGGGGGCCCUGUGCCGCCCCCUGCCCCCCCUUUCCCUGGGACCACCGGGGUGUGCCGGGCAGCGCCAGGGUCCUGCCUCUCCCACCCCCAGCCCCCCCUGUGCCAACCCCCCCGCCGUGCCUGUCCGCUCUCGCCCCAUCCAGCUGUGUCCGUCUGUCCGUCCGUCCGUGAGCCUGUCUGUCUGUCUGUCCCCCCCUGCCCGGCAGGGCUGCCUUUGCCCCCCCCCCCACCCCGAGCACCCUGGGGCACUGCCUUCUCCUGCGCCCGCCCCGGAGCGUCCCUCGUCCCCCCCCACCUCUGCGGGGGUCACCACACCAUGGUGGGGUGGGGACACCCCACUUCCAGCCCUCGCCGUGGGGAUGGGCUCGCCCCACUUAUGGGGCAGCCCCUUGCCCUGCCCCCCCGGGGUGAUGCUGGGGGUCCCCGGGAUCACUGCCUUACCCAGACCACCAGCCUUGCCAGCCCAGGUCGGGGGGGCGCGGGGGCACCCAGCUCUGCCGCUGCCAAACUGCCUCUGCCCAUUGUGUGCCUCAGUUUCCCCUUUUUUGGGGGGGGGACACACACACACACUCGGUGUCACUGCCUGCCAAGUGCUUUGAGACCCACCUGCCCCAGUGCUCGCCCCCACGGCGGCCGGGGUCCGGGCAGUGGGCCCCCCCGCGGGCAGAGGGACGUCCCGUAUUUAUGUCACUCCACAAACUUUAUUUAAAAGACCCAACAAAGUGUAUUUUAUUUAUUUAUUCUCGUUGGUGUGUGGGGGGACUCACCCCGCUCGCUUGGUUCUUUGUAAUAAACAUUUCAGUGA